AUGAACACACCUGAAGAAGAAUCCAAUAAUCUCUGCCAAAAGCCUUCUAAGAGGGACGUUAAUAAGGGUCAUGUCAAGUUUGCCGACCAACCCAAGGUUCAUGACGUCCUCCGAAGACGAAGUCAAAUCUCUCGUCAAUCCCUACAAGGCAUCUGGUUUGAUGGAGAAGACUUUGAAGACUUUGUCGAGGACAUGAACAAGUGUGUCGACAAGAUGGAACAAGGCAAGCGCUUGAAGGACAAGAAGUAUUCCUCACUUGGUUUGGAAUCACUCACAGAAGAAGGAUCAGCCAUUCGACAAGCCAAUCAAGAAGAUGCUUGGGAUGCCGUCUUGUUGGAACAAGAACAUCAACAAGCAGAAGGCAAACGAUCUAGUAUUCAAAUUGCCGAAGCCUAUCGCCAAAUUUCAUUUGAAUCUCAACUCUAUGCUCAAGAACAGGCACAACUGGUGCACGAUGAAAUGGAGCAAUACUAUCUUUAUGCCAGGGACGAUUUGGAUAUUGACUCAUCCAAUCGUUAUGAUUCCAGCAGCAAGGAUAUGUUGCCAGAAGAACAUCACAAGGCCGAACGACGACGAUCCAAUAGUUUGCCCAGGAUGACGACCAACAACACCGCCAUGCGGACCUCUGUCUUUUAA
Messenger RNA from Cylindrotheca closterium, 636 nucleotides. NCBI's taxonomy places the organism in Eukaryota, Bacillariophyta, Bacillariophyceae, Bacillariales, Bacillariaceae. The record is from the annotation of a GenBank genome assembly.